AUGUCUGCCUGGAAUCUCAGCUGCUUCUUCAGAUUUACCAAGAUCAUCAUCCUCUUCUUUGCUGGUGAUUCAGCCCUCCAACUGGCCCAAGUGUUGUAUCUUAAUCCCAACCUGUCAGAUAUAGUUUUUCCCCACGAUGCCGCUGUGUCUGAGCCUGGAUUGUGCGUCUUUUACUGCAUUGUCUGCACUCCACUUCUGACCUGUGAUGACUUCCACACGGGCUCCACUGACUUUAUCGUCUGCAUACCUGACUUUGGUGACAAAGCCUUCACGUUUUCUUCUGUCGAUCAUAACGGCCCCAAGUAUAACGACCCCCAUGUGAAGACCAACCUGCUGCUCCAGGCACACCUCUCGCGCAUGCAGCUGUCAGCAGAGCUGCAGUCAGAUACGGAGGAGAUACUGAGCAAGGCUGUGCGACUAAUCCAGGCAUGUGUGGACGUACUGAGCAGUAACGGGUGGCUGUCCCCGGCCCUGGCGGCCAUGGAGCUGGCACAGAUGGUCACACAGGCCAUGUGGGCCAAAGACUCCUACCUCAAACAGCUGCCCCACUUCACACAGGACACCAUCAAGGGAUGCCAGGAUAAGGGUGUGGAGACCAUAUUUGAUGUGAUGGAGAUGGAGGAUGAAGACAGGAACUCACUGCUGCAGCUCACAGAGUCUCAGAUGGCUGACGUGGCACGCUUUUGCAACCGCUUCCCCAACAUAGAGAUGACAUAUGAUGUUGCUGAUAAGGACAGCAUAUCCAGUGGCUCCAACGUGAAUGUAAAUGUACAGCUGGAGCGGGAGGAUGAGGUGGCUGGGCCGGUCAUAGCGCCUCUUUUCCCACAGAAACGUGAGGAGGGCUGGUGGGUGGUGAUAGGGGACACCAAGAACAACUCUCUGCUCUCCAUCAAGAGGCUCACACUGCAGCAGAAGGCCAAGGUGAAGCUGGACUACGUGGCGCCCUCUCCAGGCCGCUACAACUACACGCUGUUCUUCAUGAGCGACGCCUACAUGGGCUGUGAUCAGGAGUACAAGUUCAGCAUCGACGUCAAGGAGGGACGCGGCAGCAGCGGCAGUGAUAGUGACUAGGCAUGGCAACAGUAACUGGACUCAAUUGGAAGUGACUGUCUGCACAUUCAGUGUUGCUGCCAUCAUUUCUCUGUCUUGGAUAAAUGUUCUGUUGCAGCCUGCAGAAUUUAAGCCUUAAAGAUAAAUAUUUUCAUAUCUUUUGCUGGCAGUUGUCACAUUAUUUGUGUGAAUGAGAUUGUGCAGUUGCAGGCCAAGUCUGUUGUUGCCAUUUUUUGUCCAAAUGUGUGAUCUGGCAUAAAUGUUAACAAAA
Dreissena polymorpha is the source of this 1321-nucleotide messenger RNA. Its product is annotated as U5 small nuclear ribonucleoprotein 200 kDa helicase-like. Gene Ontology annotation, biological process: spliceosome conformational change to release U4 (or U4atac) and U1 (or U11). The transcript has 7 exons. Gene Ontology annotation, cellular component: spliceosomal complex. The record is from RefSeq and is a predicted model, not a curated record. NCBI's taxonomy places the organism in Eukaryota, Metazoa, Mollusca, Bivalvia, Myida, Dreissenidae. Gene Ontology annotation, molecular function: RNA binding; RNA helicase activity. Bases 1 to 1071 code for a protein of 356 amino acids.